This is a messenger RNA of Saccharomyces mikatae IFO 1815, 4263 nucleotides long. It is a transcript of the gene ECM5, whose product is annotated as Ecm5p. The transcript has a single exon. NCBI's taxonomy places the organism in Eukaryota, Fungi, Ascomycota, Saccharomycetes, Saccharomycetales, Saccharomycetaceae. Gene Ontology annotation, biological process: chromatin remodeling. The coding region runs from base 1 to 4263 and encodes 1420 amino acids. Gene Ontology annotation, molecular function: histone H3K4me/H3K4me2/H3K4me3 demethylase activity; DNA binding. Gene Ontology annotation, cellular component: nucleus. The record is from RefSeq and is a predicted model, not a curated record.
AUGAGUGGUCAUGACUUCGUUACAAAAAUAUCUCAUAUCCUGAAUGAACCAGUUACGGAGAAGGUAAUGCUGCAAAAACAAUCUAAUGAAAGCUCUGCAGUUACAAAUGCCGAAUUAGAGGUUCAAGAGCAACCCUCAAUCAAAUCGUUAAAAUCACCGGAAAGCGCUGCAAUUUCUAUUUCAGGUAAUUAUUCUAACCCAUUUCUCUCCACACAAUUCAAAACUCCUACCACUGUACCAUUUAUACCUGAAGCAAUAAAGGGCAUAGAUUUAGUGGAGCCACCUGAGGAUAUACCUGCAAAAGUAUAUCAUGAAAAGACGGGCUUAUUCUACCAGAUAUCUCCACACACUAUCCCAACUUUUACCGUAGCGAAAGAGGAGCUCCCAGACCCAAUAGAGUUUUAUGAACUAGUACAAGACUUAGGGUCAAUUUAUGGUUGCGUGAAGUUAAAAAUUGCAUCAGAUGCCGAUAAUUUUGCUCAACUAAAUGUCAAUAUGGAUCGCUUCUGGUUCAGAGCAAGAAAACAAAUCUUUGAUUCCGAUGAAUUACGAAGGGCCCAAAUAGUUAACUUCCAUGCUAGGCUUUACGAUUUCCACAAUAAAAUCAAAAGAAAAAGUUCUCUUACGAAGAUUCCAAGCAUCGAUAAACGGCCCCUGAAUUUAUACCGACUGAGAAGUUGUGUAAAACUAAGGGGAGGGUUUAAUGCAGUUUGUGAGAAAAAAUUGUGGGCACAAAUUGGAAGGGAAUUGGGUUAUUCAGGCAAAAUUAUGAGCUCGUUAUCAACUUCUUUAAGGUCCGCUUAUGCGAAAAUACUAGUGGAUUUUGAUAGGUAUGAAGAAAAACAAGAAAGCGUACGUAAUAACGAAACUAAUGAAGAACUAGAUGAAUUUUCGAUAUCUCAUCAUUUAAAUCAAGGAAAAAGGGAUGGAGAAGAAAUCUUAGAGAAGGGAGAGGAGCCUCUUUACAAAAGAACUAGAAUAAAUCAUGAAGUAUUUAGAGCCGGAUCAAUUAACCAUGAGUUUAAAAGAAUGAAGGACAUAAAGCACAUGAAAGGGUUUCGAACUUAUUUUGACUCUGUAACUGAGCAUAAAGAGGGCUAUACACAAUCAACAGAGGACACCUUACCAGGAUACGAUUUCACUUUCUGGGAUAAUGGUAUGGAGAUAUACGAUAAAAGUAAGUAUGAAACAAAAACCUCUCCUGUUUACAACUUGAGACAGUAUUACGAAAAAAGUCAAGCGGUUUUCCGUGCUAUUGUGACAAAAUAUAAGAAUAAAUACCCAAUUUUAUUUGCAAACGACAUGACGUUACCUCAAGAAGAGUUUGAGAAGUUAUACUUUGAUUUGUUAUCGGAGCAUUUUAUGGAUUUCGAGAUCGAUACCGGUCUUGGUCUAAUUUCUCAUACAAGAUCACCAAUAACCAAUUCGUUUAAUGAGAAGUUCACCAUUAAAAAAAUCUUGGAUCGAUGGAAUCUAGACAACAUCCCAUUAAAUAAAUUAUCGCUUUUGAAACACCUUGAUUUAGAUAUGGCUAAUUUUACAAGAACCGUUUAUGAUGUCGGAAUGUUAUUUUCUUGUCAAGGUUGGUCUGUUUCGGAUCAUUUUUUGCCUUCAAUUGAUUACAAUCAUUUGGGUUCUACAAAAAUGUUAUACAGUAUUGCACCCAAAGAUAUGGAGAAAUUCGAAAGUCUAAUGGCUCGAGGGGAAAAAGAAUGGGAUACUUUGCAGUCACGGCCGCACUAUUUCACUUCUGAUGAGGAGUGGAGAAGUUUUUCUGAAACUGACUUUUACAAGUCAUUCUUAGAGGCAGAGAAAUUUACUGAUUUUUUAAAUACGGGAGGUAACUCAAGAAAUUUAUCUUCUGAGUAUAGGACACUAGAAAAUAACUUACAUGAUGGUUCACAAAGUGAUUUGCUAUUUAAACCUAAUUUCAUCUUAGCCAACGGCAUUCAACUUUAUAAAGCAUCGCAGGAGCAAGGCUCGUACAUUUUCAAAUUCCCAAAGGCUUUCACGUGUUGUGUCGGAUCAGGUUUCUAUCUAUCUCAAAACGCAACUUUUGCACCCAUCUCAUGGCUGAAAUUCAGUUUCGAGGCAGAAAAAUGGAUAUCUAAGAUGGGAUUACUCCCAGCUUUAGACGUAAAUCAAUUAAUGAUCAACAUUUUACUAAAUUCAGAUAAUUCAGAUCUAAAGAAGACAUGUCGUCGUUUAAUAAGUACCUACGUUCAUAGCGAAGCGGAAAACCGCAAAAAGUUAAGAGAUUUAGUUGGCACUGUGGAUGUAGUCUAUAACAAACUGAAUUUUUUUUCGGAUAUUAGUUUAACGUCUACCGGUAUUUCAAAGAUUGUUAUGACUCAUGGUACCUUGCAACGUGUUCUAUCUCUGAAAGAAUUUUUAGCAUUGCUAGAAGAAACAGGAAGCGCUAUUCAUAGGGUAUGUGACAUCCCAAUACAUGACAAAGCUGGUAACCUCAACAUUUCCUUACACCUAUAUUUCGAUAAGGCGAGUCUAAAUGCUGCUCUCGACGGCUUGGAUAAUUCUUUAAAUUCCUGUCUGGUAGUCCACGAUGAAAAUUUUGAAAAGAAGUGGAAAAUGUUAAUGACUUCCACUUUCAGACACAGAACAGUACCAUUGAAUAUUAUACAGUAUUUGAUUUCCCAUACUGACAGUAAUACUGAAUUUAAUCGAAUCUUACGCUCCAAUCUUGAUGACUCCUUCCUACUUAUUGAAGAAUGCAAAAAGUUUAUUGCAGCUUGUGUGUAUCUUUCCCGUAAUAUUAAAAAUGUUGAUUUCGGUAACGGUUUUGAUUUACAUCCUCUACCGCUUAAGUUCUCUAAUAAAACGGCUCAUGACUUGGUGUGCUUGUAUGGAAGAGUACAGAGGUGUUCAAUUGAUUUUCCAGAAAAGUCAACGAUUGCCAGACUGUAUCAUGUAUCCCGACAAUUCCCCAUUGAUAAUAGGGAUAUUGUUGAAGGUAAUAAUUUACAUUUGCUCAAGGAAUUAUAUCAAAGAUCGUUAAAUAUCCCAUUAAAGGUUUCUUAUUGGACUAAGUUGACCAGAAAAAUUUGCAGACUUGAGUGGUUAUCAGUUUAUGAGCGUAUAUUCAUCGAGCGAAAUGAUAUCAAGAAUGAAGAUCCUGCAAAAUACACACUCCCGUUGCUAUAUUCUUACUUCGAAUUUGGGUUGAAGUACUGUCACGUUGAAGAUAUAGAUAAGAUAGGGAAAAUAAGACAGCUGAUUUUAGAAUACCAAGAGGUGAUGCAAAAAGUUCGAGUUUUCUUAAAAAAGGACCCACCCUCAAAAAUAUCCCUGAGUGAUCUGGAGAAUAUUUUACUCAGUAUAGAGGAACAUCGCUUACCCAUACACAGUAGUUUUUUCAGUGAGCUUGAUCACGUUAUGAGAGAAAUUGAACAUGCAAAAAGAGUGAACAAUGUAAACAAUGUGAACAUUUCUUAUAGCGUCGAUGGUAUUGAUAGAAUGGAUGGACUUAUCAGGAAGAGUGAUCCCAAUUUCAUGAAGUUUGUUAAUCAUUUUAAUGGUUCAAUAUUAGAUAAAAGGCCAUCAGUCGGUGAUAAUUCUGACCAAGUUAGGACCAAGAAAGAGCUAAAAAGCUACAGAUUAUGGAACCGGCACCUAGGCCAGAUAAUGCAAAAUAACAAAUUCUCCAAGAUACUACCCUUGAUCUUCAGAUGCUUGGAUUUGGGAUCGGACAGAUACAUUUCUCUAGAGGAGUGUACUGACCAUCAAACGAAAUAUUGCUUUUGUAGAAAAGUUGAAGAACAUACUGCCAUGGUGGAAUGUGAAAUUUGUAAGGAGUGGUACCAUAUGGAUUGUGUCAACGACGGUGAGUGGGUUUCACCUGAUGAUCCUAAUGUAUUCUUUGUUUGCGCAAUAUGCGCCCCUCCUGAUGUCAAGGGUACAGAAGACGUGAUUUUUGAAUUUGACGACUUGAAGGAACUCUUAAUAGAAUCUUUGAAACUAAAUAUUGUUCCGAAACCUCCUGUUCUGAAGAAUCUCUUUGACAUUUUUGCAUACGCAUUAAACUUUAAGAGCAAAAUGGAAGCAGAAUUAUUUACUGAUGAUUCUAUAGAUCAGUCGGCGUCUAUACACAAGAUCAAAUAUUACCUACGAAAGUCAAAAGGUUCGAGGUGCGGCUUCGCUGAUCUGACGGGUCCCUUAAGGCAAUAUUGUCAAAUGAAAGAUGCAAAAGCUGUACAAAGACUCGAAGAGAACGGAACAACUAUAAUCACAGGAAUUUCAAACUAA